AUGUCGUCCAGCUCUCAACAACCCGACAAUGGUCAGUCGAAGAACUCCAACAAGAAGAACGACUCGAUCGAAUCUCCACCUCUAGUCUACCUUACCGACAAAUGGAUCCAAGAACUCACACAGCGCAUCCGCGCCCGCCCCAUCCCGUGGGAAGGCUACCAUCGGGCCGAUCUUCUCUCGGCUGAAGAACUCAAAAUGAUCAAAUCCGUCGAUGCCAUUGUCAUCGGUCAAAACCGUUCCAAGCUGGAUCCUCUUCUUGAUGAACAUGGUCCCGACUAUGUCUCUCUCUACCUUCGCCUCCUUUCAAAACUCAGCCGCACUGACACUCUACAGCAAAUCCUGGUGCUCAUUGACGACAUGCUUUUGGAUCGAGAUGAUAGGUUGCAACUCUUCUUGUCGCUCCAUGGACAAGAGGAACAAGAUGGAGUAGGAUUCCCUUGGAAGCCUUUCGUGAAGCUGUUGGAUGUACCGGAUGACUUUGUUCAGAUCAAGUCGGCUCAGUUCUUGACCUUGUUGUUGGUCUUUUCAGCUAGUCAUUCUGAUCAGCCAAACCCUCCGGAUUCGGUGCUGCCAAGGCUGUUGACUUUCCUUUCGAGCAGCUUGAAGGCUGCUUGUGUCAAGCCAAACAACGGUGGAAACGGUGGUGGUGGUGGUGACAACACUCGCAACCAGUCCAGCGGUAACAACAACAACAACAACAACAACAGCAACAACGCUUCAUCGUCACCUGCUUCCCGACGUUCCUCUCCUGAAUUUGCUGAAGGCAAUGGCCCCGAAAUCGCCCUUGUCCUCCUUGAAGCACUGCUCCGCACGCAAAAGUACCGCCAGGAAGCUUGGGAAUAUGACGUAGGCCGUAUGGGCCAGACACCCUUAUCCUCGGGCAAAGCUAAAGCCGUUUCCGACUCAGACCAAGGCCAAGAAGAAAGCGAGGAUAUCGAUCGAGGAUUUCUCUCCGAACUAGCCCACAUCCUCCGUCUUUCCAAUGUUCCUGCUAGUUCCUCGUUCAACUCUCCCGCUGGGUCUGGGUCUGCCACUCCUUCUCGCUCCGGUAUUGCUUCUUCUGCCGCCUCAACUCUCGUCGCAGGUGCCACUAACGCAACGAACAGAGCUGGAACGCAGAUCAUCUAUCAAACAGUUCUCUGCUUCUGGUUGCUCUCGUUCCAUCCCGAGAUCGCUGCCGAACUCAAUGUCAAGCUCGGCCUUAUCCCUCUCCUUGCCGACGUGGCGAGAAGUGCGGUUAAAGAAAAGGUCACUCGAGUUACAGUUGCUACGCUUCGAAACAUUCUAGCUAAAUCACCUGAAGCGAACGCUCCAGUAAUGCUCGGUGCAAAGUGUCUCACACUCUCGGAGAAUCUUCUCAGCAGAAAAUGGUCCGAUGAAGAAAUCGAAGAAGACCUCAACUACAUCAGCGAUGAACUAACGGAGAAAUUAAAGACGAUGACUACUUGGGACGAGUACCUCUCCGAACUGCAAUCCGGACAACUUUCUUUCGAAUCUCCGGUUCACGAGUUGGAUGAGUUUUGGAAAGAAAACGCUCCCAAGUUCGUCCAAGAAGAUGGUAAAGUCCUAAAGCAGCUAGUAACCGUCUUGAAGGAGAGCGAGGAUUCGACGACGCUUGCUGUCGGUUGUAGUGAUCUAGGUAAGUUCGUCCACUUCUUCGAACAGGGAAAGAAGAGGGUGAGUGAUUUAGGCGCCAAGGGGAGGGUGAUGGAAUUAAUGUCUCAUCCUGAUGCAAAUGUCAAGUAUUAUGCGGUUCAUACCGUGGGUAAGUUGGUUUCUGCUAGCUGGCGUUAA
Messenger RNA from Ustilago hordei, 1794 nucleotides. RefSeq lists its product as uncharacterized. The transcript has a single exon. Gene Ontology annotation, biological process: proton transmembrane transport. The coding region runs from base 1 to 1794 and encodes 597 amino acids. Gene Ontology annotation, cellular component: fungal-type vacuole membrane; vacuolar proton-transporting V-type ATPase, V1 domain. The record is from RefSeq and is a predicted model, not a curated record. Gene Ontology annotation, molecular function: proton-transporting ATPase activity, rotational mechanism. NCBI's taxonomy places the organism in Eukaryota, Fungi, Basidiomycota, Ustilaginomycetes, Ustilaginales, Ustilaginaceae.